Molecule: messenger RNA, 1857 nt
Organism: Rhinocladiella mackenziei CBS 650.93
Lineage: Eukaryota; Fungi; Ascomycota; Eurotiomycetes; Chaetothyriales; Herpotrichiellaceae
Exons: 1
Coding region: 1-1857 (618 amino acids)
Source: RefSeq, a predicted model, not a curated record
AUGCCGUCGCUCGCUAGGAAAUCGAUGAAGUUCAUGAGAGAUGUCUACAAUGCCGCCAAUUCUGGUUCCGAUCGUCCUCCUAUUCCUUCGGCCACACAGUCGUAUGAUUUUCAGCCUACUCCAGGUCUUUCCACUCAGUUCACCCAGGCCAAUCCACCUUACUACAAUCCACCCUCGCCAUAUAUUCCACCAAAUUCGGCUCACGGCCAUCCAUAUACACCUCAACCUACUUAUAGUGUAUCAACACCACAUCACUCGCCUUUCCAAAAUCCUCAACAACCUCCGCCUCGCGGCAACUGGUCUAAUCCAUUACUGACAACAUCGCCUCCUCCGCCUCUACCACCACAUCCAACAUCGAAUUCAACACCCCCUCUUAGCGGUCCACCAAUUACUUCGAUAACCCCCGGCCAUCCUUUCCCUCCUAUAUCUCCAACUUCUUUACCGGCAUCUCCUCAACAAUAUGGACCUCAAAUUCCGAACAGCCAGUAUCAGCACUUCCCUCAAAAACCACCACUUCCUGAACGACUGCCUCACCAUCAUUCCGAAGGAUUACGACCGAAUACGUCGCAGUUAAUUUCCUACACCGAAUCCCAAGAACCCGUAUCGCCCAUGACACCAGCGGGAACGUCGUCUUUCAACUGGAAUCAACCAAACUCGGCACCUCCGUUUAGUAAUGGCUAUCACUCCGACAACAGCCAUUCCCCGGGUGUCGCUGAACUCCCUGCUCCCCGGCCACCACCUCCUCCCCUUCCUCAAAGACCUCAGACUCAUCGACCUAGUGUUAGUAAGCUGUCAAUGGAACCGAAUGUGCCAGAUACGCAGCGCCAGGAUUAUGGGACACGAGUUGGGACCGUAUCAGCUCCGCCCUCGUCAACUACGAUAUGGCAUGAGAUGCCUGCCGAGCCAAUCGUAAGUGCUUCUCCAGCCCAAAAUCAUCAGACGACGGCAUCGAACAUCGCCGAAUUACCUUCCUCGCAUAGUCCGAGGCCAUCGAUAGCCACCUCACAACCCUCAUAUCACGAACCCCCGGCCGGCGUCGUCGAACUUCCAAAUUCACCAGUCAGCUUUUCGCCACCUCAACCCUUCAAUUCACAGCAACUUAAUUCUAUUCAAGGAAAAAGGCCACCCGAUCCCUUUCCUCUGGAACCCAAUUUAGCAGCAGUGCUUCCUCCACCAAAUAUAUCACCACAGAUGCCUCAAUCUGACUCGUCGCACCAUCAUCGAGAUAGCAACACCAAUGGGAUUUCUUGGAUACAGAACACGUCAUCUCAUGUGGCGAGAAAUCCACAGUCGAAUGAUUCGCCAUCUCCGACUCGACCUGUCUCUUCACCUCACCUAUCGAUACCGCGUCCACCAUCUCUACCACCUGAGUCUUCAUCAGCUCAGCCGGGGCCUUUCAAUAUGAACGGCAUAGUCUCAGCAGUAAAUUCAACUGACCACGGAAGAAGGUCAAGUCAAUCCAAACCGUCAUACCCGGUUGGCGAGGUACCUUAUCCUCAACAUGAUGUCUAUCCCAGUGCGGUAGUGAUGCCUAUGGCACAUGAACUCACUGGCGCAGCUACGUCAACUUUGCCAAAUCAGAACACCCAACCUCCGGCCUUAUGGAGCGGUGUCACCAACCACGCAUACCCUGUAAUGGGCCCCCAGAGCAGCGUCUCCCUCGGUCCAUAUCAAGACGCCCAAUCGCCAUCGUCCGCACACUCUUCACUGACUCCAAGCUUAUACAGUGCAUCGAUCAAUGCAAAGCAGUCCGUCACCUCCAGUGAAUUUUCAACACACCACCAACCCCGAGAUGGCACCUCUCCGAAUUCAAAGCAGUGGAGACAAGCCACAGGCCCGCAAGAUCCUCUCACUUGA